UUGCCUGGUUGAACACAAUUGUUCAGUAUGAAUUUAUUGUUUAUUUAGGCAUUAUGGAGGGAUGACAGACACCAGGAGAAAUACAAAACAGGAUCUUUGAGGCCUGACCAAUGGACUGUGGCAGCCCCAACUCGACUUAGCUUAAUUCAGCCUCACCAAACAUGAUCCCAGACUGAUCCCAGACUACAUGGGCUUGAUACAGCUGUCUGAUCCUAGAAUCUUCUUCAAUUCCAGCUAGAAUGCUGUAUCAGAUACUUCGCAGAUUUUUUCAAAAGCUUGUAUGCAAAAAUACGCCAACAGAGCAUGGGAUUCAAGUUAACAUCCACCUGAGCACUCUGGAUUUAGUUGCCCUCGGUGUGGGCCGCACAGUGGGUAUAGGUGUGUAUGUCCUGGCUGGGGAGGUGGCUAGCAGUCAAGCAGGGCCAUCCAUUGUGAUCUGCUUUUUGGUGGCUGGCCUAUCUUCUGUGUUGGCUGGGCUGUGCUAUGCAGAGAUUAGUGCCCGUACCCAGGUUCCCCAUUCUGGCUCUGCAUAUCUCUACAGCUUUGUCACUAUAGGUGAACUCUGGGCUUUCCUCAGUGGCUGGAACCUCAUCCUCUCCUUUGUUGCUGAUACAGCCAUUGUGGCCUGUGCCUGGACCUUAGUUUUUGCCAACCUGAUUGGGAACCAGAUCGCUCAGACUCUUAAUGAGAACAUCUCACCUCAUGUUCCCCAAGUACUUGCAGAAUAUCUAGGCUUCAUUGUUGGGGGCCUAAUGUUGUUACUCAUCGAAUUCAGACUGCCAUUUCAUACAUUUUUCCUGGUUGCCAAAGUGAUUACAUUGGUGAAACUUUUGGUUCAUGGUUUUGUCAUCAUCUCUGGCUUCAUUAAGGGAGACCUGCAAAACUGGAAACUCACAGAAGACGACUAUGUAAAAGCUGGGCUCAAUGACACCUCAAACUUGGGCCCUCUGGGCUCUGGAGGAUUUGUGCCAUUUGGCUUUGAGGGGAUUCUCCGUGGAACAGCUACCUGUUUCUAUGCAUUUAUAGGUUUCAGCAUCAUUCUUACAACAGUCAAGAAAGAGCAGAAUUCCCAGUGUUCCAUCCCCAUGGGCAUUAUGAUUUCACUGUUCAUCUGCUUUGUGCUGUAUUGUGGUGUCUCCUCAGCACUUACGCUUAUGGUGCCUUACUAUCAGCUUCAACGUGGGAGCACCUUGCCUGAGGCAUUUUUCCUUAUUGGCUGGGUACCUGCGUACUAUGUUGUAGCUUUUGGAUUUUUCUGUAGUCUUUCUGCCAGCCUUUUGAGCUUUAUGUUCCCCAUUCAUCGGUUGAUACACAUGAUGGCAAAAGAUGGCCUCCUGUUCCCUGUCCUUGCUAGAGUGUGUACUGGCUCAUACUCCCGCAUCAUGGCUUCUAUGAUAUUUAGUAUUAUUGCAGCAAACAUGGCAUUCUUCUUGGAACUCACUGAUCUUGUGGACCUCAGGUCACUUGAGUCUCUGCUAGCUUAUUCCCUGGUUGCUCUUUGUGUUCUCAUCCUUCGAUAUCAGCAGAGUGGAGGAAAUGAACCAAUGGUUCAGGAGGAGAAUGGACCGGCAGCAGAGAGGCUAACUCUACAAGGACUACUUUUUCCAGGCAGCCCCACCCCCACUCCACUCUCUGGCCGGGUUGUCUGUGUUUGCUCCGCACUGCUUGCUCUGCUGCUAAUUCUUCUUGGCUUGGUGCUGGCCCAGUGGCCAAUUCUGCUUUCUGGAGACCCAGUGUGGAUUUCAGUGGUUGUGCUGCUCCUGGUACUCAUCACUGGGCUUACUGGGGUCGUCUGGAGACAGCCUCAGAGCUCCAGUUCCCUUCACUUUAAGGUCCCUGCUCUGCCUCUUCUCCCACUACUGAGCAUCUUCAUGAAUGUUUACCUUAUGAUGCAGAUGACAGCUGCCACCUAGGCCCGAUUUGGUGUCUGGACGCUGAUUGGGUUUGCUAUCUACUUCAGCUAUGGGAUCCAGCACAGCCUGUCUAUUAACCCCACCUAAGUUAAGGCCAAAACUGUAGACCUUGAACUCAGCAGUGCCAGUACAUAUUCUGCUUGAUAAAAUACACCUGAAUGCAGUCUGGUCCCUUUGCAUAAUAGUGGAGAGUAUUUUUGAGCACAUAGAAAGUUAGGUCUCCCAUGGGAUGCUGAUGUGGGGGAACACUAAUAGAGCUCUGUAUUUAUUGUGGAAUGAAGGAUGUGGCUUUGCUCUUUCUUCUUUAUUAUUUCUUACUUGUAUAUUUGUUAAUUAUUUCUAUA
This is a messenger RNA of Herpailurus yagouaroundi (jaguarundi), 2257 nucleotides long. RefSeq names its product cationic amino acid transporter 3-like. Lineage: Eukaryota; Metazoa; Chordata; Mammalia; Carnivora; Felidae. Gene Ontology annotation, cellular component: plasma membrane. The record is from RefSeq and is a predicted model, not a curated record. Gene Ontology annotation, biological process: amino acid transport; transmembrane transport. Gene Ontology annotation, molecular function: amino acid transmembrane transporter activity.